This is a messenger RNA of Exophiala mesophila, 1572 nucleotides long. RefSeq lists its product as uncharacterized. The transcript has a single exon. Gene Ontology annotation, cellular component: peroxisomal membrane; peroxisomal importomer complex. NCBI's taxonomy places the organism in Eukaryota, Fungi, Ascomycota, Eurotiomycetes, Chaetothyriales, Herpotrichiellaceae. Gene Ontology annotation, biological process: protein import into peroxisome matrix, docking. The record is from RefSeq and is a predicted model, not a curated record. The coding region runs from base 47 to 1330 and encodes 427 amino acids. Gene Ontology annotation, molecular function: signaling receptor binding.
CAUUCAUCUUCUCGUCCUUUACUUGCACACACCGAGCUAUUAGACCAUGGCGGACAACCGAUCGAGAAGAGGCGCCUCCAUCCCAGCCUGGCAGCAAAACUAUCAGCCCAACAAAGACCCAUCUCCUUCAACUGCGCAGCCAGCAACUGAAGAGCGUCCGGCCACCGCGACCACGCCCGCGACCAGCACAACCGCAUCAGAACCCGAAGCCUCCUCUGACCUUUCAUUGCUUGAACAAGCCAAGAGAUUCCUUGAAGACGAGUCAAUAAAGAACGCUUCUAGAGAGAAGAAGGUCGCCUUCCUCGAAACCAAGGGUGUUUCAUCAGAUACGAUAAAUGCGCUCCUUGACUCAGAGCCUGUCAGCUCGUCCACUUCAUCCCAGGAUGAGGGAAUCUCAGAUUUGAAAACCAUCCACGACAGCGCUCAAACACCAAGCGCAAAAUCAUCUACUCCCUCAACACAGGCUGCAGCCACAAGUACUACCGCCUCUCGGCCUUCCAUACCUCCAGCAUCAACCUCAACUGCCACAGUCCAUCCCAGACGAGACAUCCCUCCAAUCAUUACAUACCCAGAAUUCCUCCUCAAACCACAGAAGCCACCACCGCUCGUAACGGUCGACAGACUGACAUACGCAGCCUAUGCACUCGCCGGCAUCUCCGCUGUAACCUACGGGGCCAGCAAGUUCAUCAUCCAACCGAUGCUCCAAACGCUCACCGAAGCAAGACAAGAGCUAGCCUCAACCACACAAGCCGACCUCGAGAAACUCAACAGCAAGCUUGAAAGUGUCGUCUCUCACGUCCCCUACAUUCCACCCAGCGGAAGCGUCCUUCUCUCCAAACAAUCGCAAAAAGACGACCUCGACGAAACCUCCUCUCUUGACUCCGACCCAACCGAACUCUUCCAUCGCGACAUCGCCACCCAAACAUCCCCUCGCCCUUCGCGCUCUAAUUCUCUCCACUCUUCAGAUUCUCAAUCCGGCCUACCAGCCUCAAACCCUACCCUGGCCCAAUCCACUCGUCUGGAAGCUCUCCACUCCAGCCUCAACACACUAUUGACAUCCACCAACACCCAUUUCAGUCAAGAUCGGUUCCUAGAAUCCAUCACCGCUUUCAAAGGAACCCUGGACAAGAUUGAUCAGAGCUAUAAUCCCUUCAUGUACGAUUAUACAUCUACCAUUGGUGUGGAUGAUAAGAGUAAAUCUCAGGGAAAGAAAGAUACGGAGAUCAACAAGUUCAAGGCCGAGAUUAGAAGUCUGAAGGGUGCUUUCUUGAGUAGUCGCAAUUUCCCUACCGCGAGACCUGCACAGCCUUUUGCGAUUCCUGGACGGUGAAGGAAUUCACCUUCGAAAUUGGUGAUUGAAGGAAUUACGGGGGUUUGGUUGUAUAGAGACUACAGCGCCGCGGAGAAAUGUUGACAACAGAGAAUGUGUUAUGCUAGGAUGAUGAAGAGGUCAUGUACCAAAGAACUGGUCAUCUCUAAACAGACCCAAAAUACCAUUUCUACUGCUUUUUGGAAUCGUUGACAAUCGAUAAUGACGUAGAAAUUUGAUGCUUGACCUACGCAUGAGGAAAG